Messenger RNA from Rosa chinensis, 1374 nucleotides. Its product is annotated as cytosolic Fe-S cluster assembly factor NBP35. Bases 83 to 1156 code for a protein of 357 amino acids. The transcript has 3 exons. The record is from RefSeq and is a predicted model, not a curated record. Lineage: Eukaryota; Viridiplantae; Streptophyta; Magnoliopsida; Rosales; Rosaceae. Gene Ontology annotation, cellular component: cytosol. Gene Ontology annotation, biological process: iron-sulfur cluster assembly. Gene Ontology annotation, molecular function: ATP binding; 4 iron, 4 sulfur cluster binding; ATP-dependent FeS chaperone activity.
CUUGGAAACAAUUCAAAUCAAAAUCGAUAAUAUCUUGGCAUAAACCCUAAAACCCCAAUAUCACUAUUGGGUUCUCAUCGCCAUGGAGAACGGCGAAAUACCCGAAAACGCUAAUGAACAUUGCCCAGGUCCUCAAUCCGAUUCUGCUGGGAAGUCUGAAUCUUGUGAAGGAUGCCCGAAUCAACAAAUUUGUGCUACUGCUCCAAAGGGCCCUGACCCAGACUUGGUUGCAAUUGCAGAAAGGAUGGCCACUGUAAAGCAUAAGAUACUGAUUUUAUCAGGGAAAGGUGGAGUUGGCAAGAGCACAUUCUCUGCACAACUUUCAUUUGCACUAGCGGCUAUGGACUUCCAGGUGGGUCUUCUGGACAUCGACAUUUGUGGCCCUAGCAUCCCAAAGAUGCUUGGCCUAGAAGGCCAAGAAAUCCACCAGAGCAACCUCGGUUGGUCUCCUGUCUAUGUUGAGUCCAACCUUGGGGUUAUGUCAAUAGGGUUUAUGCUUCCAGACCCUGAUGACGCAGUCAUAUGGAGGGGGCCACGCAAGAAUGCACUCAUUAAGCAAUUCCUCAAGGAUGUUGAUUGGGGUGAGCUUGAUUUUCUAAUAGUUGAUGCUCCUCCUGGAACCUCAGAUGAACACAUUUCAAUUGUUCAAGAUCUUGGUGCUGCUUCAAUAGAUGGUGCAAUCAUUGUCACCACUCCACAACAAGUUUCCCUUAUUGAUGUCAGGAAAGAAGUGAGUUUCUGCAAAAAAGUUGGAGUCCAGGUUCUUGGGGUAGUUGAAAAUAUGAGUGGCUUGCGCCAGCCGAUGUUGGCUGCUUCCAAAUUUUUGAGGAUGACAGAGGCAGGUGAGGAGAAAGAUGUCACAGAAUGGGUUAGAGAGUACGUGAAAGAGAAAGCACCGGAAUUGCUUGAUAUAAUAGCCUUGAAUGAAGUGUUUGAUAAUAGUGGUGGUGGAGCCACAAGAAUGUGCAGUGAAAUGGGGGUACCUUUCCUGGGGAAGGUGCCGUUGGAUCCCGAGCUUUGCAAGGCUGCUGAAGAAGGUAGAUCUUGUUUUGUUGAUCAGAAAAGUGGCACGAGUGCACCUGCACUGCAGAAAAUCAUCGAGACAUUGAUGGAAAAUCAAGGCAUAUCUAGAAUGUUGGUAGACAAUGAUGCAUAAGUGAUUGGCUUGAUCCGCCAAUUUCAGGAUUUUGUUUCCGUCACCUAUGGGUGUGUAGAAUAAUACUUUUUGGCAAACCUGGAUCGGAUCUCUUAAGUUACAUGGAUCACAAAAAAAAAAGGGUGUUUUUUUUUUUCCUCCAAGUAUUGAUGAACACAGUUUUCUUGACCAUGUGAACCAGUAAUUGAAUGACUAUUUUUCAUGAAUUGUUUUGUGUU